AUGGCGAACGACCGGACGCAAAGCGCCCAGAUAAAGAAAAACUCGCGAGCAGAGGAAUGGCUCAAGAACGCAGUCAAGGACAAGCAUGUCCGCAUGAUCCCCUUCUCCGAGAUUAGCAAGGUCAAGUACAACGUUGCCAAGGGCGGUUCAGGAACGAUUCAUCUCGGAGCUUGGCGCAACAUGCACAUUGCGAUCAAGGAGCAGCAUAAUACGAAUGAUCUCAUCAAAGAGCUCAAGAUGCACAAGCAGGUCCACGAUUCCAACUAUAUCGUCAAGUUCUUUGGCAUUACCAAGCACCCCCUCACGCACGACACCUGCAUCGUUAUGCAGUUUGCAGAGAACGGCUGUCUACAGGACUUUCUCGAGACUCAGAACGUUUCCAUCACCUGGUUGACAAAAUACCGCCUAGCCUGGGAGAUCGCGAGUGGACUCGACUUUAUCCACCGUGAAAACAUCUUCCACACUGACCUUCACUCUCGCAACAUUCUUAUCGACACUGGCGGAAAGGCAUUGAUCACGGAUUUCGGUCUCAGCAAGUCUGUCAACAAAACCAUUUACACAACCAAGGCUGGACUCUUCGGUGUUGUGCCCUACGUUGCUCCAGAGCGGAUGCAGAACCCGACCUACACCUACAACGCCAAAUGCGACAUCUACAGUUUGGGCGUCAUCCUCUGGGAACUCUCUAGUUGUGUCAUUCCCUUCGAGGCACAGCUGCAGGAUGUGAUGCUGGCCGUCAACAUCAUUGCAGGUGUUCGGGAAAAGACAGUUCCAGGAACCGCGGUCGAGUACGAGAUGUUGUACAGGCGAUGCUGGGAUGGCCUGCCCCAGAACCGUCCCAACAUGGAGAUUGUCUUGUCUGAAUUGGUCGAGCUAUUGGCUGCUGAGCAGAUCAACCCUCGACCUGCCGCACCUCGACCCAUCUCACCCCGACCACCUCGACCCCUCUCAAGCGAAUCUAUGAUCGCCCCCAGCACGCCCUUUCCCUACGACAACGAUACUACCAUCCAGUCCUCACCCGAAAACACGACACACAUGCGACCAGCAUCGCCACCUUCACAACGUCCACCAGGAGCUCGCCAAUCGAUCGCCCAAGGGUUGGCCCCUAAAGGUCAAAACAUUCCCUCUGUGCCCAUCCGUGAUCGCUCAGGCGUCCGUGUUUCCUUCAUCGACAACCAGCCCUCCAAGGACUCGAAGGCCAACGGAGCUGCAAAUGGUAUGGAGCAGAGCAGGGGCCCUACCGACAACAACCAUCAGGUCAACGGCGCCAAACCCAAUGUCCGAAUUCCACCAAUGACUGUUCCUGAUAGCCCCACCGUCAGCAGUCCCCCUCCUACCGAGAAUGUCUCAGAAACAAAUGCUUCAACCGUCGGCACUGACGCGAGCAAAGCAGGAGCAGGCCCACAGCUCCUCCCACCUCUUCCAUCCUUCAAGGCACUUGCGCUUACAACCCCUCCAAAGGACAUCAGUAUUCCUCCAGCUCUCCCAAUGGAAUCAAUUAACUCAGUGCUGCCUGAAACUGCAUCACUAGCUUUGGCAAGUGGUCUUUCGAUGGUGUCUGUGGUCAGCAAGUUGAACCUGGGAUCCAUUCGAACCAUCUCGACAAUUUCCCCACCACCACCAGGAGCCCCACCACCACCACCAGCCGUUGCUGGCCAUAGCAACAGUCCUCGAGUGAUUUCACCGCCAUCCAAUCGUUCAAAGGUCAUUUCGCCCCCCAAGGUCCGGAACAACCAGGUGCCUCCUCCCGGUCGAGCCUCCAAGACCAUUUCUCCUCCCGUGGGUAGCCAGGGUAGAUUGGUGCCCCCUCCCCCACCAGGAACUCCCCCAAUGAAGCCUAGCGGUUCACCUUCCCUUGGUCCUUCACCAAAGCCGCCAGCAGGGAUGCCCCCAUCCCCCGUCCUCAACGGAUCUUCUCCAGCUGUCGCCAAGGUCGCCCAGGCAGAUGUCCCACGUAACCCAGUGUCGCCCAUUGUGUAUGUCCCCACUACGACCUACAAGGGCAAAUCAGAGACCAAGGUUGAUGCCGAGCCCUCCCUUGCAUUGCCCUCUGAGACCCGACCUGCCCCUCCUCGUCAAGUUCCCAUGGGAUUCCCUGUCGUUGCACCCUUGGAUCCUCAUCAUUUUACCAAAAGAAGCGCCUCAGAAUCGAGCGUUGCACCAUCCAGCUCUUCUAUUUACAAGACAUCCCGGCAAAUCGAAGCCUCCAAGCCCAGCAACUCGUCUCCAGCUUUGCGUCCUAAUAGCCCAGAAGCAACACGGAAGGAGGCUGAUCCCAGAAACAGCCAUGCCAUUGAAGUCAACAAAAUUGGACCGUCCACGGAAAACGGAGCUCAGCGCGUCGUCAACCACAACCCACCAUCAUCCAACUCUGGAUCCAACCCUCCUCCUAGGUCCAGCCCAGGAUUCUUCCCCGUCGUUGAUACCAUCCGUGCCGGACUUAGCAAAGCAAAAAAUCAAGGCAACAGAUCUCCAGACGCAGCACCCAGGGAGCAGGAAGGUUCGGGACCCCCUUCGCGAUCCGGAUAUGAAGAGCACACCACCGAUAGCAGAACAGAUCAUCGGGACAUGCGCGCGACACCCAAGGACGCUACUCCUCCCGUAUCUCAGGGCUCGGCUUCCAAACCCCGAGUCCAGUUUGACAACUUUUACAGCCUUGCAGAUCCUUACAAGGCGUUGAGUCAGGACGAGCCAUCCGACUUUUUCACGGCGGUGACACAGGGCGAUUUAGAGAUGAUUGAGAGGCUGCUCAAGGCCCACCCAUAUCUGCUUCACGAAUCUAUUGGAUUCUGGCCCCACCCUACUCCCAUCCUGCUUGCUGCUCGCUCAAGGCACGCCAUUGAAACCAUGAAGGUUCUGAUCAAGCACGGAGCCGCCCUUGACCGUGGAGAUCACAACGGAACGACUGUGCUGCACUUUGUGUGCGAGCAGUACCCCAACCCCACCGAGGCUGUCAUCUUCCUCACCAAGGCUGGAGCUGAUUGCAACAGCCGUGACUCCAAGAAGAGGACCCCUCUAAUGGUUCUUCUCCAGAAUUCGCACAUCGUGUCUACCAAGGUGUUAAUCGAGACCAUGCGAGUGUUGUUCAAGUUGGGAGCCCAGACCAAGGUGGUCGAUCAUCAACAGCAGAGGACCCCCUUGCACUACGCCAUUCACCAUUGCAAGGAACCUGCUCCUGUCAUCGAGUUGUUGUUGAAGAAGGGAGCCGAGGUCAACGCGAUCGAUUCCCGCAAGUCGACACCAAUGCACAUGGUUCUGGAAAAGAUGGAUAACGAGGAGAUUGUCCAGAUGUUGUUGUUGUACGGAGCCGACCCCAGCCUCAGGAAUGGGAACAAGCGGAAUGCACUGUGUGUGGCAGCGGAGAACUUGCGCGUGAUGAGUGCCUGGUUCCUUCUGGAGAACGACCUGUUGUCGUCAGCACCCGAGACGAUCAAGAAAGCAAACGAGUUGUGCUCCAAGGCCGACGGACCGGACAAGAACUCGAAGCCAUUGUUCAAGAACCUGUUGUCGGACUGGCAGGGCAAGGAAGGCAAGAUUCGCAGGAUCCAACUGGCACAGGAUUGUAUCUUGCGAGUUCAGCGGACGCCUGACAUGAAGACGAUAGAUCAAACCCAGGUCGCCCUCGAGUUCUUGGAGAGUGCAGGAGCGUCGAUCUACUUGAAUGAGCAGGACAACAGCAGUAAUGGAGGAGGAAGUGGAUAUGCACCCUCGUCGCCUGGCGGAGCGGGUGGAUCUCCCGGUAUCCUUCGACUGGGCAACAUUCGUCACGGUAAUAACAACAACAACAACAACAACAAUGGCCACCUCAACAACGGAAUGGGCAACGCCAAUGGAUCUAGCCAUAACACCCCUCUUAAUAACGGCAGCUCCAACGGCGGAAGUCCCACCUCGCAUCACCAUCCUAGCAACCUCAACAACAACAAUAACAUUAAGGAGCUUCGCCUGGCUGAGGGAGUUGAGCCGCUGAAGCAGACGAUGCUGCCAGUUAAGUCGGUCCAGCAGCUUGAGAAGGAGAGAGAGGCGAUGCGACACCACGGCCAUGGCCUAUUUGGUAAAAACCGUUAG
This is a messenger RNA of Linnemannia hyalina, 4062 nucleotides long. NCBI's taxonomy places the organism in Eukaryota, Fungi, Mortierellomycota, Mortierellomycetes, Mortierellales, Mortierellaceae. The record is from the annotation of a GenBank genome assembly.